Molecule: messenger RNA, 1851 nt
Organism: Anastrepha ludens (Mexican fruit fly)
Lineage: Eukaryota; Metazoa; Arthropoda; Insecta; Diptera; Tephritidae
Product: tRNA modification GTPase GTPBP3, mitochondrial
Exons: 4
Coding region: 59-1564 (501 amino acids)
Biological process (GO): tRNA wobble uridine modification; tRNA methylation
Cellular component (GO): mitochondrion; cytoplasm
Molecular function (GO): GTPase activity; GTP binding; protein binding
Source: RefSeq, a predicted model, not a curated record
UCAGCUGUCCUUUGUGUUUACUAUUCUUCGUUUGUAAACUUAUUUAUUCUAAUUUAUAAUGAAUUGUAUUCACAAAAUAACAAAUACUUGUAGAUAUUUUCAUCGGUACGCAAGUAGCAUAUCUAGAAAUAUUGCAGAUUGCACAAUAUACAGUUUAAGUUCAGGUCAUGGCAAGUGUGGUGUUUCAGUCAUACGCGUCUCUGGUCCGCGCACCAAGCAUGCUUUACAAGCUGUGGUCGGUUCUUCUUAUGAGCCGAAAGCGCGUUAUGCCUAUCUCAAAUCUCUCUAUCAUCCUGAAACUAAAGAAAUAAUUGAUAAAGGACUUGUUCUAUGGUUUCCUGGGCCUGCUUCAUUUACCGGAGAAGAUUCGUGCGAAUUUCAAGUCCACGGUUCUCUAGCUGUAAUUGCCGCAACUCUGGAUGCUUUAGGAAAGGUGCCUGGUCUACGGCCGGCAUCUGCUGGAGAGUUCACCAAACGCGCCUUCUACGGUGGAAAACUUGAUUUAACCGAAGUUGAAGGGUUAGCUGAUCUAAUACAUGCCGAAACAGAGGCACAACGGAAGCAGGCUAUGCUGCAAAGUGUGGGUGCGCUCUCCCGUGUUUAUGACAAUUGGCGCAGACGUCUUAUACGCUGUGCCGCACAUUUGGAAGCCUACAUAGAUUUUGCCGAAGAGGAAAACAUUGAAGACGAUGUAGUGAUCCAGUUGAACAAAGAAUUGCGACGUAUUAUUAGUGAAAUUCGUAAGCAUUUGAAUGAUCAGCGGCAAGGUGAAAUGUUGAGAAAUGGAGUACGCACCGCUAUUAUUGGUGCACCAAAUGUAGGUAAAAGUAGCUUCCUGAAUAUGAUGUGUCAACGGGAAGUAGCUAUUGUAACGUCCAUAGCAGGGACUACACGGGACAUCAUUGAAAGUACACAUAAUUUUGGUGGCUAUCCUGUUGUAUUUGCCGAUACGGCUGGUUUGCGUAAACAAACGCAGGAUAUCGUUGAAUUGGAAGGCAUAAAUAGAGCAAAAGAAUGUCUACUCAAUGCUGAUCUAAUACUAUUGCUCACGGACGCCCGUGAACUGUGCGCAAAUAUAACGACCAGCAACGGAACAUGUGACGAAUACCAGUCUUCCUACCUACAGCAAUUGGAUUUAGAUGCUAGUAUGUUAACGGGCAAGCGUAUAAAAUUAAUAGCAAACAAAACUGAUUUACUCUCAACGACAGAAUUACAAAAGUUGAUGCAAGUUGAAAAUGUGCUGCAUAUCUCUUGCAAGCAACCAACUGCCAUUCAUAUGGAAACUUUUCUAAAGCACUUUGAAGAAAUGCUAAGCGAGCUCUGCGGUCAACCGUCUGCCGAAAACCCGCGCAUUACACAUACGCGCUAUCGUCAACAGUUAGAGCGUUGCAUCGAACACUUAAAUAUCUUCUUGGAUGAAUAUGCGCCUGAUAUAUUUCCUGAUAUAGCUAUUUCGGCACAAAAACUGCGAAAUGCGCUCAAAUGUAUUGAACGCAUUACAGGUCACGUGAGCUCUGAUGAUAUUUUGGAUGUAGUUUUCAAAGACUUUUGUAUAGGCAAAUAGCGUGACACAGUGAACUGACGGGCAGAUAAGCUCAUAAUGUACUUAUUUGCCGGAUAAAAAUCGACUAUAUUAUUCUAUAAGUUACUUAAACUGCAUUUAUAGAUAAUGCAUUGCAUUUUCUCGUGAGUGUGAGUUUUCAUGAAAGAAAGAAAUUAUUCGAAAUUUGAUAGACUUAUAGUGUAGUCAUGUAGUUAUAGUUCUUAUAUUUAAGUUACAAAAUAUCGUUUUGUAAAUUUUUAGUCCUCCGCGGUUUACAGAUGCAAUAAAUGUAAAGUAUUAUAAUGUUA